GUAGUUGAUGGUGAACUUAUUUGUUUGCGGUCUCGCUAUAACGAUGGGCCACGUUUCGUGGCAAUUUCUGGCUGAGUAGUAUAAUUCGUAUCCUUCUCUUCGCCUAUGUCCCCUCGUGCACUUUCAAGUUUCUUCUCAAGGUCUGUGUCCAGGUUGUAUUCCUCACCACCGCCACAAGCUAGAUGUUUAAUUUCACUCUGGUGUGGGGGUUCCGCCAGAUUCAACACCGUUGCGAGGAAGAUGUACUUCGUCUUCCAAACACUCAAUUCCUUCAUACGUUCUUCAUAUAACCUGAAACUGUUGGACAAACACUUGAGGAACUGGAGGAAAUAUUCCAGCAAGGGCAUACUUUUGCUGCGUGGAAGAUCAAGAAGAACGUGGGGAAGAAGACACUAGCAGAGGUAGUAGAGGUCUCUUACGUCCGGUGGACGACAAGCACCUUAUGAGUAUAUUGUGUACUGCAUCUAUCCUUUUUGAUGACUUCGAUGCC
Molecule: messenger RNA, 490 nt
Organism: Guyanagaster necrorhizus
Lineage: Eukaryota; Fungi; Basidiomycota; Agaricomycetes; Agaricales; Physalacriaceae
Exons: 3
Coding region: 106-396 (96 amino acids)
Source: RefSeq, a predicted model, not a curated record